AUGUCAUUCCCUCUGCAACUCCCAGAAGCAUUUGCGCAGAUCCCGCGCUACAAGAUUCUAUACCCAAACCCAUCCCCUAUCCACCCUCUACCCUCAGUUGCACUCCCAAGACUCUCCCCGCACCACCCCCUCAUCUCCAUCCACGCCAAACGAGAGGACCAUUCCUCCCCGCUAGCCUGUGCAGGCAACAAAUACCGCAAACUAGAAUACAUAGUUCCAGACAUUCUUUCUCAAGAUCCUCUAUAUCACAGCCAUGAGAACAACCCAUCCCCAACCCCGCUUCACGGCGCAGCAACAACCCUCGUGACAGAGGGCGCAAUCCAAAGCAACCAUACCGUGCAAGUCGCUGCUCUCGCGCGUAAACUCGGCCUCAAAGCUCUCAUCCUCCUCCACCGUGGUACAGGCGGUGGUCUGGCUGCAGCUAGCGACAAAGAAGCCUUCCAGCGCAGCGGGAACGUGCAGGUAAAUCACCUCCUCGGUGCCGAGGUACGAGUUUGUGAAGAAGGCGACCCACUAGCACAAGACGCAACACCUCUCCUCGAUGAAUUGAGGGCUUCUGGACAGAAUCCCUAUUGGAUUCCCGGUGGUGCAAGUUUGCAUCCACUCGGCGGGUUGGGGUACGCGCGAGCAGCCUUUGAGAUUGCUGUGCAGGAAGAGGCCAUGGAACUUGGGGGCUCGGGGAGAUUUGAUUAUGUUUUUGUUGCGUGUGGGAGUGGAAGUACGGUUGGGGGUUUGAUAGCUGGGUUCAAGCUGCUGGACAAGAUUCGGGGAUCUGAUGCAUCAAGCACAGCUAAGAGACCCAGGAAGAUCGUUGGAAUCCUUAAUUCGCCAACUAAACCUUGCGCUUAUCAUGAGAAAAGGGUGUUUGCUUUCGCACGGAGGGCUGGGGAGUUGAUUGGGCUGGAUGCCGAGCGGGAUAUUGGAAUGGAUGAUGUGUACCUUGAUGAUCGGUUCGUUGGCACUGCGUACGGCGUUCUUGAUGCCGAAAGCAAAGAGGCUCUGGAGACCAUGGCGCAGACAGAAGGCAUGGUUCUAGACCCGGUUUAUACGGCUAAGGUUGCGAGAGGCAUGAUGCAUUGGGUGAAUGAGGGAGAAGUAGUGGACUCCGCUCAGCCAUCGGAUGUGGUUAAUGUGUUAUUUAUUCAUACAGGUGGACAAGCAGCGUUGGGAGCUUAUGUGGAUGUCAAAUAA
Messenger RNA from Penicillium paradoxum, 1191 nucleotides. RefSeq names its product 1-aminocyclopropane-1-carboxylate deaminase/D-cysteine desulfhydrase. Gene Ontology annotation, molecular function: D-cysteine desulfhydrase activity. The coding region runs from base 1 to 1191 and encodes 396 amino acids. The transcript has a single exon. The record is from RefSeq and is a predicted model, not a curated record. Lineage: Eukaryota; Fungi; Ascomycota; Eurotiomycetes; Eurotiales; Aspergillaceae.